CAUUACAUAGUCGUUUAAAUGUAAAGGAAAGGUUUUCAAAACAAACAUAGCAGCUAUUAAGAAAAUAUGUUGUACGUCAGUGUAAGCGAAAUUCUUAUUGUUGUUAGUAUUUCAAAUUGUAUACAUUUUACGAAAUCACUAUAUGUACUAACUGCAUACAUUAAAAUAGACAAAGAAACUAAACACGAGUUGUCGAACAACGUACGUGAAUUAUGUCGUAUUAGUUCUAGUUUUCACUGUCACAUUAGCAGUCUGCUAUAUCAUGCAUAUAUGAUUAAUUACGGAAUUGUAAUACAUUAUUUUUAUUUCCCCAGUACAUUGAAGCAACUACCUGGAAUACGUUACGUAAGCGUCACUGUAGUUAAUUUGAAAUGAGGAUAGUUGUCACUACGUCGCACAACAAACGCCGCCGCCUUUCUAAAUGCAGCACGGAGGCGCUGGGCGGGCUUAUGACAUGCUGCAUUUUUUUCUUAGACGGGGAUUUCCGAAGGAAGUAAGACCAAAGGGGCUUUCCAUCGGUUUAGACCUGACAUCAGCAGCAGAGACAUGACUGGCGGGGAUAUAUUUCACGACGUUUAUGUUUGAUUCAUGUCAUGUCAGCAGGCCGGAAUGUGGAUGUGCCAGAGCUACAGAUCCCUCCCCAACCCCGUGCUCCUUCCAUUGUCCAGAGACCCUGGACUGAGCCUGGAUUUCAGCCUCUGCAGGGAGGUUUCAGGGAUCACUUUGUUUUCCCUCCAGAGCCAAAGUACUGCUGUGAGGCAUGUCACUUAGUACUGUGUAACCCAAGACAAACUGAGUGUGGACACCGUUUUUGUGAGACCUGCAUUUCCAAAGAGCUAAGUAAACCACAUCCAGUUUGUCCUGCAGAUAUGGAACCUUUAUUUGAAGACAAGAUAUUUCGGGAUGUAUGCUGUAACCGAGAAAUUAUGGCACUGAAGGUCUACUGCCGGAGUGAGAAAAAUGGCUGCAAAGAGCAAAUGAUACUACAACAGGUCAUGGAUCAUCUGAAUGUAUGUCCAUAUUUUGAGGUCCCCUGUCCUUUGGGAAAAUGUAAAGAGCAAAUGAUGCGCAAGGACAUGCCUGAGCACCUGGCCAGAAAGUGUAAAUACAGAGAGUCUACUUGUGAAUUCUGCAAACACAAGAUGGCUCUAACAGAAAUAGAGAAACACAAAGAAACUGUUUGUCCUGCAUUUCCAGUACAUUGCCCCAAUAAUUGUGCUUCUUCUAUACUACGGAGUGAGCUCUCCAGCCACCAACAUGAAUGUCCAAAGGCACAGGUUUCCUGUGCCUUUAAUCGCUUUGGAUGCACAUUUAAGGGUUUCAACCAGGAGAUGAAAGACCAUGAUUCCAGCUUCGUAUCAGAACAUCUCCUACUGAUGGCAACCAAAAAUGCAACUCUUGAGGCAAAAGUAGAGGACAUAAAAGGAGAGCUCCAGGAACGAUAUAAAGUCCUACCAAGUAUGAAUUCACGGCUUCUGGAAAUGGAAUCCCUUCAUGAGGACAUGCGGGAGAAGACCAGACAGGUGGAGCAGAAACUGUCUGGCAUGCAGAAGGUAAUGAGUUCACAUUCCGAGAAGGUACUGGAGAUAGAGCUGGACCUGAAUUCACUGCGGUUAGUUCAGGACGAGGUGGAGACUCUGCGAAGUACAGUGGAGAACAUUCGCUCGCGUGUAAAUGCUUUGGAGACGGGACGAGGGGGUUCCAGCACUGGAACACAACUUUUAGGUGAGACCUCUUGUUCUUAGACUUUUAAAUAAUUGUGUGGAUGCUAUUUUCAGAAGAUUCCUAUGAAAAAGGCCCAUGUAACCUGGCCAGGAGUAGGGAGGAAUAGGGAGCCUGGCCUCGGGGGAGCUCCUGGUGGUCAGGCCUCCACCCGUGGGGUCCGGCUGAGCAAAGCCAGAAAGAGUUACAUGAGUCCACCCUCCUAUUUCCCCACCACCUGCACCUAUGGGGAUUGGGUCAUUAUAGAUUGGAUGGCAGUUAAAGACAGGGGCCUUGGUGGACCAAUCCCGGGUUACUGAAUCUGGUUUCAGGAACAUGGAAUGUAACCUCUCUGGUGGGAAAGGAGCCUGAGCUAGUGCGGGAGGUAGAGAGGUACCAUCAAGAUAUAUUUGGAGUCAGCUCAACUCACGGUACAAGCUCUUGUGCAUAGGUAUAAAUGCGGAAGGUUCAGUGGAAUUAUGGCAGCUGAUGUCUGCUUCUUUCGGCAUAUCAUCAGACCAGCUGUAUGUUUUAACACUCAUGUGAGGAGCUGAGCUGUCAACGAAUCACCAUCGGGUGAGUGGGAUCAGAUAGCAGCGGAAAAUGAUGGACAGAGCUGGUAUUUUUUCAGUUUUAAUUAAAUUUUAUUUUUAUAGAGCAUUUUCACAACAUUGCAUUGUCUCACACCAUCCAUCGUCUUAUUAGGAGCAUGCCCCGACAUCAGGCAUGCAUACAAGCACUUGGAGGCCAUACAAACUACUGAAUUGCUGCAAUGAAA
Paramormyrops kingsleyae is the source of this 2479-nucleotide messenger RNA. NCBI's taxonomy places the organism in Eukaryota, Metazoa, Chordata, Actinopteri, Osteoglossiformes, Mormyridae. The record is from RefSeq and is a predicted model, not a curated record.